Molecule: messenger RNA, 2340 nt
Organism: Abrus precatorius (Indian licorice)
Lineage: Eukaryota; Viridiplantae; Streptophyta; Magnoliopsida; Fabales; Fabaceae
Exons: 11
Coding region: 298-2166 (622 amino acids)
Source: RefSeq, a predicted model, not a curated record
AGUGUGCUGCUAUUUUGUCUCUCAAGGGAAGCAAAGCCAAGUCCACCGUGUGUUGUGUUGCUCACAUCACCAGACUCUGUCUUGGGAUUGCAUUAUUGCUUGAGAUCUGCCUUUUCUGCUUCUGGGUUCUUCCCAGAAUAUGAAUAUUGAAAUUUGAAAAGCACCAAUUCUCAAAGCCAAGGUUCAUGAAUCAUUAGGUUUAGGAGAAGAAUCUGAAUCCUACUAAUUGAUGAGGCUUGUGUUCCUGAUCUGACUUUUUGAAAGACGGUCUGUUCCAAUUUCCCAAGAGAUGCAAAAAUGGAGAAGAAGAGAAAGAUUGUGCAGUAUAGGGAGAGGCUGGAUAGAACCCUUGCCUCACCUGAUCUUACAAAUGAUGAGAUGCUCAAAAAGCUUGUUAGAAGUCAACUGCAACCUUCUUCAGAACUCAAUGUAGAAGGAUAUAGAGAGAAAUUAGCCGAAACCAAGACUGCAGAGAUAUCUAAUUUUCUUGAUAUGUUGAGGAGUGCUUCUUCAGAUGAUGGUGGAAGAUCUAAUACAUCGCACACUGAUUGGAAAUUGAAACAAGAUGGUGAAGAGUUUCGUGUUAUGUAUCGCGAAGGACCAGAGGGAACUCCCUUUCACACAAUGCUAGUUGAAGGCUUUGUAGAUGGGCCGGUUGAUGUUUGUUUAUGUAUCUCAUGGGAGACAUCCCUUUACAAAAAAUGGUGGCCUCAGUCUACCAUUCCCUCUUUCAAAAUAUUGUCAGCUGAAUGUUUGCACCAGGUCCAGAUUGGGGAACAAUUAUCACUUGUGAGGGUGAAGGUUUCAUGGCCUUUGUCUACGAGAGAAGCUAUAGUGCACUAUUAUUUGUUUGAGUACUUUCAAGAUGACUUAAUUGUUGUUCUUACAAAUUCGGUCUCCGAGUCAAAGAGUGUCACUGACACCAUUUGUGGUUUUGACAAUGAGGUGAUUCCUGAAGCAAAGGAUGUUGUGAGAGUUGAUUUGGUGGGAGGCUUUGCUUUGCAGAAGGUGACAUCAGAAAGAAGUUACUUUCGGACGAUAGCAAAUAUGGAUGUAAAGCUGGAUUUUGUGCCUCCAUCCUUAAUAAACUUUAUUUCAAGGCAGCUCAUUGGAAAUGGUUUCAGACUUUAUCAGAAGACUGUGGCUUCUAUGAUGAGCCAUGAUAAAGGAGAAUUCACUAAGGCCUUGGAGGACCCAAUAUAUGCUAGAAUUCGUGAAGCUCUAUAUACCACAAGUAGAUCAAAGGCUAUGGAUGUUGGAGAGCUUCAGCAAGUUGCAAGAGUUCUCACUUCUGAAGAUCUUGUUGAAAGUAAGCAAGAUGUAUCUAAGGAAGAUAAAAGCAAUCGGCAUACAAAUAAUGUCAUCUCAAUGGCAAUGAGUACAAAAGCACUAGAUAAUAGCAAAGCACUUAGUGAGAUUGUGGAAGUAGAUUGUGAAGAAAUUGUACAAUGUGAAGAGGAGAAUAAAGAGGUAAAUGACAUUCCAAAUAAGGAAGAGGAGAAUAAAGAAGUAAAUGACAUUCCAAAUAAGGAAGUUGAUGGGAGUGUACUGAGGGAAAAAAGGAGCCUACAUAUCCGAUCAGAGGUAGAACAGGCUCUAGAAACAUUAGACAAGGCCAUUUCAAUGGUGCGUGAACACCGAUAUCAUCCCAGGGUGGCCUCUUCUAGCAUUGACAGUCAAGAAUCCCCUUGCAUGGAAAAAGAAGGUAGGGUUGAUUCACAUUCUGCAAAACUUAUCCAACUCAGUCCUAAAAUUGAGGUUAAUGUUGAAGUACCGAAUAGAGAUACACCAGAGGGAACUUCGCAUGAAGCACUUGAGACUAACUCUGGCAUUCAAAACUUAAGGUAUACAGAAACAAAUUCUAACUUAAGGGAAGUAAAUUCUAACAAAGUAGUCCCAACUUCUUCAGAGAAAAAUCUUUCAAGACCUAUUGAGGCAACCCAGGUUGCUUCACAUUCUUUGGAAAAUGGAGCAGUUUUUGACCAAACAACAAUCAGAAACAAGCAAUUAAAUGCCAAUUUGGUCCAAGACGUGUCCUCAGAUUAUGCAGACAAGUCAAGCAGGAAGAUAAAACUAAACACCAUUGUAACUCAAGGUAUGACUUCAAAAGUACCAAAGAAGUUAACCAGGCAGAAAAAAAGUCUCUAUUGGUGUUUUCUGCGUUAACUAAAAGGGAAAUGCUAACCAAGAACAGAGGAAGAAGCAUUGUAUUUUGAGGCUUCAUGUGCCUGAAUAACUCGGUGCAUGCUUUGCAUAUUACUUUUAUCAUGAUUGAUUGGUCAUGUAUACUAACAGGGUUCUCCCUUUUGUUAUGUUGGAAUAAUCUAUUUUCUUAUUUUU